AUGGAUGUUGACGACGACGACGCGUUCCUUUAUGGAGAUGAAUCACCUCCCAAAACUGAGGUAGCUUUACCCCCCUCGGCAGAACAAGCUCCGGAGUCUUUCAAUACGCCUACAGCUAGUACUUCGGCCAAUGGUCUUAGCUCUUCUAUGGCUGCCUCGCUGGCAGCUUACGGUAUCGAACCUUCUUCUGCCGUAGUGGAUAAUCCCGAAGAUGGAGGUGUAGAAGAAGAAGAUGAGGAAGAUGAGGACGAAGAAGAUUCAGACGAAUCUGAAGAUGACGUUAAAGUUGUUUUCACCGGUCAAAAUCCUAGAACACUGGAUCUGAGAAAACCUCAAACUGCACCUUCAAACGUUAUUGGAAUAGGUAAAUGGGCGCAAUCAAGUACAGGUGCAGCUGCACCUGCAGUAGCUCCUUCAACGCCUCAACAAGUCUCUACGCCAUCUAAACCUGUCCAAAUGACUGCCAAUCAAACGACAGAAUACACACCUACAUCUCGACCUGGUGUCUCUCAACCCUCAACUUCUUCAGCCCCAACUUUGAAUGCACCUUUGACAAACCCACCUAUAUCAUCAGCACCAAAUGAAGUACAACCAACCUUGCAAUCUCAGUCUCAACCACAAUCCCAAGCACAGCAACUUAAUCCUAACGUGAAUCUUCCUCCUUCAUCUCUUCCACCAGUAACAGCUGCUUCAACGCAUCCUAAAAUAGAUCCAACCAACCCAUCUGGUAUAAUACCGUCAACCGGACAAAGUGUUUAUGAGAUUGAUAUGACUCAAUUCGAAGGUAGUGGUCAACCAUGGCGGAAACCCGGUUCAAGUAUAAGUGAUUGGUUCAAUUUCGGUUUUGACGAAAUUAGUUAUCCUAGAUAUCUGAGGUAUAGAACUGAGAUGGAACAAGGUCGCGCUGCUAUGAUGAACGUACCACCCAUGGCCCCUAUACCGCAAGAUAUAGCGAACAUGCUACAUAUGCCUUUCAACCCUAUGCUUCAGCAACAACAGCAACAGCAAGCGCAACAACAGCAACAACAGCAACAACAGCAACAGAUGCAAAUAAUGGCAAAUCAGAUACAACAACAAAUGGGAAUGAUGAAUCCUCAGAUGCAAGCUCAAAUGCAACAGAUGAUGGCUAUGCAGGGUUUAGAUAUGAGUAUGAUGGGCAAUAAUCAGCCUGGAUUCGGAAUCCCAAAUCAGAUGAUGCAAAAUCAACCACAGGGUGGAAUGCCUCAGCAAAACAUGAUGAGACAAGGUAAUACGAGACCAAGUAUGACACCAACACCUCAGCCAGCAGCGUCAGGAACACCUGAAGCAGGAGAAGAAGUGGUGAAACAGGAGGAAGGAGUUGAGACCGGCGGCGAGAUAUCUGAACCUCAAACUCAGACCAUCAAUCCUGCUAUACGAGGACGUGUGCCUGUCAGAGGAGUACCAGUGAGAGGGGUACCGCUACGUGGACGAGGAGUUGCUGUUCCUCUAGGUCCCAGAGCUGGAUUUGUUGCACCUACUGGGCCGAAAGCAGGUCGGUUCAGAGACAAAGAUAAAGUGGAUACUUCGGGAGCUGGAUCAUUAGACUAUGGUGCAAGUGAAGGUGGAAACGAUUCUGAUGUCCCUUCUAAAUCGGAGAAAAGCAUAUCGGCAAAAAAAGAACCAGAGGACUUAGAAUCCAAAUCAAGAAGCAGAACCAGAAGUAGAUCAGCAAGUCCUUUACCCAGAAAAAGCAGUAGCAGGAAAAGCUCGAGAAGGGAUCACGAUUCUUACUCUUCUAACGAAAGUGACCAUGAGAGGGAGAAGAGGAAAACGUCAAAGAAAACAAGAGAUAGAGAGAAAGAAAAGGAUAAGAGGAAAAGAGAAGAAGGUGGUGGUUCAGCAACUCUAGGUCCAGGUGGUUGGGAAUCAGAAGGCGAAGAAGAGGAAAGGAGGUCGAGUCGACGUAAAAGAUCACCUAGUGAAGAAUCAGACAAGCGUACGAGAAGAAGUAAGAGGCGUUAA
Molecule: messenger RNA, 1983 nt
Organism: Kwoniella shivajii
Lineage: Eukaryota; Fungi; Basidiomycota; Tremellomycetes; Tremellales; Cryptococcaceae
Exons: 10
Coding region: 1-1983 (660 amino acids)
Cellular component (GO): mRNA cleavage and polyadenylation specificity factor complex
Source: RefSeq, a predicted model, not a curated record